Messenger RNA from Perognathus longimembris pacificus (Pacific pocket mouse), 1203 nucleotides. It is a transcript of the gene En1, whose product is annotated as engrailed homeobox 1. Gene Ontology annotation, cellular component: nucleus. Gene Ontology annotation, biological process: regulation of transcription by RNA polymerase II; neuron differentiation; multicellular organism development. The record is from RefSeq and is a predicted model, not a curated record. The coding region runs from base 1 to 1203 and encodes 400 amino acids. Gene Ontology annotation, molecular function: RNA polymerase II cis-regulatory region sequence-specific DNA binding; DNA-binding transcription factor activity, RNA polymerase II-specific. The transcript has 2 exons. Lineage: Eukaryota; Metazoa; Chordata; Mammalia; Rodentia; Heteromyidae.
AUGGAAGAACAGCAGCCGGAACCUAAAAGUCAGCGCGACCCGGGCCUCGGCGCGGCGGCAGCUACGGCGGCCCCCGGCGGCCUCAGCCUGAGCCUCAGUCCCGGCGCCAGCGGCGGCAGCAGCAGCGAUGGAGACAGCGUGCCCGUGUCCCCGCAGCCCGCGCCCCCCUCGCCGCCCGCGGCGCCCUGCCUGCCGCCCCUGGCCCACCACCCGCACCUCCCCCCGCACCCCCCGCCCCCGCCGCCGCAGCAUCUCGCGGCGCCUGCUCACCAGCCGCAGCCCGGGGCCCAGCUGCACCGCACCACCAACUUUUUCAUCGACAACAUCCUGAGGCCGGAUUUCGGCUGCAAAAAGGAGCCGCCGCCGCCACAACUCCUGGUGGCGGCGGCCGGCGGAGGAGGCGGAGGUACGGGUGGUGGAGGAGGAGGAGGAGGAAGCCGGAUCGAGCGUGACAGAGGCCAGAAUGGCGCAGGUAGAGACCCUGUCCACCCCUUGGGCACGCGGGCGCCAGGCACUGCCUCGCUCCUGUGCGUCCCGGACGCGAACUGUGGCCCACCCGACGGCUCCCAGCCGGCCACCGUCGCCGGCGCGGCCGCCUCGAAAGCGGGGAAUCCCGCGGCGGCGGCGGCAGCGGCAGCAGCAGCGGCCGUGGCGGCAGCGGCAGCCGCGGCGGCAGCAGCCAAACCCUCGGACAGCGGCGGUGGCAGUGUAGGCAGCGCCGGGAGCCCCGGCGCGCAGGGCGCCAAGUACCCGGAGCACGGCAACCCGGCCAUCCUACUUAUGGGAUCCGCCAACGGCGGGCCCGUGGUCAAAACUGACUCGCAGCAGCCCCUCGUCUGGCCCGCCUGGGUCUACUGCACUCGCUACUCGGACCGCCCGUCCUCCGGUCCGCGCACCAGGAAGCUGAAGAAGAAGAAGAACGAGAAGGAGGACAAGCGGCCGCGGACGGCGUUCACGGCCGAGCAGCUGCAGAGACUCAAGGCGGAGUUCCAGGCGAACCGCUACAUCACCGAGCAGCGGCGGCAGACCCUGGCCCAGGAGCUCAGCCUCAACGAAUCGCAGAUCAAGAUCUGGUUCCAGAACAAGCGCGCCAAGAUCAAGAAGGCCACGGGCAUUAAGAACGGCUUGGCGCUGCACCUCAUGGCCCAGGGACUGUACAACCACUCCACCACUACGGUCCAGGACAAAGACGAGAGCGAGUAG